Molecule: messenger RNA, 889 nt
Organism: Danaus plexippus (monarch butterfly)
Lineage: Eukaryota; Metazoa; Arthropoda; Insecta; Lepidoptera; Nymphalidae
Product: GILT-like protein 2
Exons: 5
Coding region: 62-766 (234 amino acids)
Molecular function (GO): oxidoreductase activity, acting on a sulfur group of donors, disulfide as acceptor
Source: RefSeq, a predicted model, not a curated record
AUAUAUAUUUACAAAAGUCAUAAAACAAGUAUGCUUUAGUCAAGCAGAUAACGACCGCACAAUGUUACAAAACAUUUUUAUUAUUUUGUUACUAUCCUACAUUGAUGGGAUUAGGACUUUCGAUGAAAGUUUGGACUAUCGUGAUUUCAAGUUAAAUUAUGUGUCGCCAAUAAAACGCGCGAAUACUUUAAUGUCUACACUAUUCAAGGAUUUAGGGAAAAAAGAAAAAGUACAUAUAGAUCUGUAUUAUGAAGUCUUUUGUCCCUAUUGUAUAAACUUUGACAAAAAUCAGUUUGGUCCCCUCGUAGAGAGUAUGGGUGAUUACCUUGAUGUACAUACAUAUCCUUAUGGCAACGCUAAGACAAUAGAGGAAAAAGGAAACAUUUCCUUCCUAUGUCAACACGGACCCCCUGAGUGCUAUGGUAACAAACUCCACGCCUGUGCACUCGAUAAUUUGGAGCACUCCAAGGCACUUCUUUUUAAUAUUUGUCUGAUGAACAGCACCGAGGGUGGAGGUUCUGAUGACAAAACAGCUGAUGAGUGCGGGAACAACAUGAACGUUGAUUCAAAACCAAUAAAACUUUGUGCUAAAGGUAAUAGGGGUACAGAACUUUUAAAGUAUUAUGGAGAGGAAAGUAAGAAAGCGAAUUUUCAUCAUGUGCCAUAUGUUCUCAUAAACGGCAAGAAGUUUAAUAAUAGUGACUAUUUUAAGAAAACAGUUUGCGAAGCCUUCAAAAAUUCACCGCCGCCAUGUCAAAGUGACUAAGAUAGUUCUGUAUAAAGAAUCAUCAAUCAAAAAUUAUAUUAACAGCAUUAUUAUUUUAUAUUUAAUUGGAUGUCAUUUGCAAACUGUAAUAAUUAUUUUUAGAAAUAAACAUUUUGUUAAUAA